AUGUUGGAUGGCGAAGGCAAGGUAUCCAAAUAUGCAAAGUUCUUGAGGAUCGGGCUUACCAACUUGAUGUCUCCAUUCUUAGCCCUACUGCGCGCGCUGGGGGAGCGCGACGAGGAGCGCGCCGACGACGUUGCCGAGGUAGGACGGGACGAGGGACCUGCUGAUGUAUUAUGCUAG
This is a messenger RNA of Sparassis crispa, 177 nucleotides long. RefSeq lists its product as hypothetical. The transcript has 2 exons. Bases 1 to 177 code for a protein of 58 amino acids. NCBI's taxonomy places the organism in Eukaryota, Fungi, Basidiomycota, Agaricomycetes, Polyporales, Sparassidaceae. The record is from RefSeq and is a predicted model, not a curated record.